CUGUCCCUUUGAUUUCCCUGCUGCAAUGGUUUUUCACUUUUUCUUCACAGCUGUGGUCUUGUUCUUCCUCUGAUCUUCACCUUUACUUUUGAAGUUCUGUUCUUCUUUCUCCUUGAUUGCUCUGAUCUUUGACCAUCACCAGCAAGGUUGGAUUUACGGAUGGCACCUUCCAAGCUAUAUUUGGAAAAAAGUAAACAAGCGUGCAACGCAAUGAAGCGUUAUGACAUAUCUCCAUCAACAGUAAGAUCUACGUUGAAACACCUCUUGAAGGCUUAUGAAAAGAAUUGGAAGUAUAUCGAGGAAGACGACUAUAAGGUGCUUCUAGAUGCGAUUCUUGAACCCGAGGGACCUAAGGAAAUGGAAAUUGUGGAACAUGGCUUCGUAUUUAUUGAUGAACCGGAAGAAGAAGAAGAAGAAGAGGAGCCGCUAAAAAGAAGACCUCGAUUGAGAAGCGAAACCACAUCUUCAAAUCCUGCAGGAUAUUUACGAGAGAAUCGGGGAAAUUUGUGUUUAGAAUAUAACAAUUCGGAUACCAAGGCGAACAAGAACAAGAACAAGGAUGUACCGCUAUCGCGAUGUUCCUCUGAGGUCGAUAUAGCUUCUUCAUCCAAUGGUGAAGUCAAGUUCACUUUUUCCAUAUGUAAACCUCCUCCUGGAUUCGGUUUUCCAAGUCCUGAUGCGGUUACGAAGCACCUUGAGGAUAUAUAUCAAGAAAAAUUCCAAGCUUUUGCAAUGGGAUUUUCUCUCGCUCAAGUUUUAAAACAAAUAUGCGAAUGUUUUAUCGAACAAGGGAAUGCAUCAGAUCAUGUCGGUAACACGAACCCAUCUUUUAACAACGAACCCGAGAAAGAAGAUGCUCCCACUACUGAUUUCCCAAGAUUUGUGGUAGCAAGUGAAUUCGAAGAUUGUUUUAUCGGAACGUUCAAAAAGCAACAGAUGGUUGGUAUCGAUGAGUUGUCGUGUUCAAGUAUCUUGACUACGAUUCCAAAGGCGCAAGCAACGGUUGGGCUCUGCAGCAAGCACUACUGGGUGGAUGACAUAACUCGCGGUUUGGAAAAACGCGAAAUAUCAUUAGUUAACGAUGUUGAUGAUGAGAAACCACCUAGCUUCACCUACAUUAAGACAAAUGUUAACUACGACACUGCAAAUGUGAAGCCUAUGCUUGCGAGUAUAUCUGAUGAAAAUAGCUGCCCGGGUUGCUUUGGUGAUUGUUUAUUCCGUGAAGUACCGUGUGCUUGUGCUGUAGAAAAAGGAGGCGAGUUUGCAUACACAACUGACGGUUUAGUGGAUGAAAAGUUCCUUGAAAAGCGCAUCGAUAUCACUCUGCGAAAGAGAACGGAAUUCAUAAAGGAAUGCUGGUAUAAGUGCGGGUGUGGUUUGAGCUGCGGAAAUCGUGUUGUUCAGAGAGGCAUUCAAGCAAGAUUGCAGGUAUUUAUGACACGUGAAGGAAAGGGUUGGGGACUGAGGACUCUAGAGGACUUACCUAAGGGGACGUUUGUAUGCGAGUAUGUUGGAGAAAUCGUAACAAAUCGUGAGUUAUUUGAACGGAACGAACUCAACAAGAAUGAAGAACAUAGAAGAUACUCUGUCUUAUUGGAUGCUGAUUGGAGUUCAGAAGGUUUUUUAAAGGAUGAAGAGGCCCUUUGUUUGGACGCCACAUUGUUUGGAAACGUCGCACGCUUCAUUAACCAUAGAUGUGUGGAUGCUAACAUGGUUGAGAUCCCUGUUGAAGUGGAGUCACCAGAUCACCAUUUUUAUCAUCACGCGUUUUUCACUACUAGGGAAGUAAAGGCUAUGGAAGAACUAACUUGGGAUUAUGGUAUUGAUUUUGAUGAUGAUAGUUAUGCAAGGAAGGCAUUCCGGUGUAAAUGUGGAAGUAACUAUUGUAAGGCAGUGAAACGCUAUAAACGAAGUAGGCGUGGCGUGGCCAGUGGCAAAGAAGUUAUUGUAAGGGUGAACUAGUAUUAAUUAGAAGAAUAUAGGUGAACCUUUUCACUAGUAGCUUGAAUGCAAUUUGCAUACUGCUUAGGUUUUCUACUUUUAGCUGAGUUUAAUCUAUCUCUACUUUGAAUAUUAGAGUAAUUAUCUAGUCUGAAUAUUAGGAUAGUUGAGAUUAUCAUCAUCUUGUAAUAUUUAAAGAGUUGAAUGAUAGUUGAUUAAUUAUAUGAAAACCUCUAAUUUUAUUAUUAAAAA
Helianthus annuus (common sunflower) is the source of this 2193-nucleotide messenger RNA. RefSeq names its product probable inactive histone-lysine N-methyltransferase SUVR1. Gene Ontology annotation, molecular function: protein binding; histone methyltransferase activity; zinc ion binding. The record is from RefSeq and is a predicted model, not a curated record. Gene Ontology annotation, cellular component: nucleus. The transcript has 8 exons. NCBI's taxonomy places the organism in Eukaryota, Viridiplantae, Streptophyta, Magnoliopsida, Asterales, Asteraceae. Bases 160 to 1962 code for a protein of 600 amino acids.